ACUAAAACUCCCAGGUGUCCUUAUUUCGGAGUCACAUCCCAUUCUACAACUUUAGACACGUAUUCAUUGGAUGGUCGCAAAUCGACCCGCAUUCGUUAAUUGAGUUCAAGGAGUGCAUACGAGACAAUGGAGAGCAUCCAACUUGCCCAGAUGUUGGCCGAUCUUAGCGAUCUAAAUGCGGCUCAAGAAUCACAGGCCGCACUUGCGGUCGUCAACGCAAACAAGAGCGCCAGCCAGCCCGCUCCGGAACUGUCCCAUCAUCUGAAACCAUCAACCGAGCAGCCUCCCAUCCACCCUAAUCAACAUCAACUCCAUCACCAACGUGUCGCUUCCGCAACCUCCCUACUCUCUAGGACGGCCUCGCCCGCCAGGUAUGACAAAUACGGCCGUCCCCUUACGACUCCCCCCAUGACCCGUACGCACUCGAACCAUGGGUCCAUUCCCGGCACUCCACGAAGAGAAUCUGAGCCCGAAGAUGACGUUGACCGAGCGCAUUCCCUGAUGGCAUUAUACGAGAUUCGUACAAAGUUGAAGCAGCAAGACACCACAAGCAUCGAUAAACUCAGAGACAAGAUAACCGCAUUGCAAUCCCGCUACCAAACGGAGAAGAAAGAUGGCGCAGAUGCCAAAAUAAGUCGUUUCAUCUAUCCCAAGGCCCAAUCGCCGCCACCCUCGUGAACACACCAUGUAGCAAGGUUCCCUUCCGCAAACUCAUCUUUCUUCUUCUUCU
Neurospora tetrasperma FGSC 2508 is the source of this 730-nucleotide messenger RNA. RefSeq lists its product as uncharacterized. The transcript is spliced from 3 exons. Lineage: Eukaryota; Fungi; Ascomycota; Sordariomycetes; Sordariales; Sordariaceae. The record is from RefSeq and is a predicted model, not a curated record. Bases 127 to 678 code for a protein of 183 amino acids.